AUGGCGGAAACCACUCCGCCAGGUCUAGAGGGCAUUGUCCAGCACCGGUAUGCGCAAGUUGGCUCCCAUCGUUACCACUAUCUGCACGCCAAGCCAUCAGGAAAGCUCAAGGGGACGUUUUUUCUCUUUCAUGGCUUUCCUGAUAUCUCCUACGGAUGGCGCUAUCAGAUAACCCUCCUCCACUCUCUCGGGUAUGAAGUCGUUGCCGCCGACAUGCUCGGUUUCGGUCGGAGCAGUGCCCCUACCGACCUCAAAGAGUACGCCGCCAAACUACAUGCCGACGAAAUGGCAACCCUCGCCGGGCGAGUGGCUCCUGGACAGCGCAUCUUCGCCGGUGGGCACGACUUCGGCGUUUUCGUUGCGUAUCGACUCGCCAUAUACCACCCCGACCUGGUCCAGGGCCUUUUCGUCGCCGCUAUACCCUUCCUACCACUGGAGACUAAGUUUGAGUUUGCUGACCGGAUCGGCGACGAAUCUCAUUCUGCGAUUGGGUACAUGCGCCAGUUCGGCGGGCCGGAGUUUCAUAAAAACUUCGUCGGUCAGGACAAAAUAUGGCACCUGCUGAGCGCAUGUUACAACGGAACAACGCCGGAGGGUGAGCCAGGAGGCAGCCCCGAGGUAGGACUCAUACUCGAUAGGCUGCCACGAAUUGGACUCUCACCAAUUGUGACUGAGGAAGAGUUGGCGUAUAUUGUUAGCGAGUACGGGGACUCUGUUCAAGGUCCUUUCAACUGGUAUCGUUUGUCGAAAAUCAACUUUGAUGCAGACCUGCCCGCCGCUGAAAAAGGCAAUAUCAGAUUCAAGAUGCCUACGCUGUUUGUCGCGGGCAAGGAUGACCCAUACUUGCCUCCGUCUAUAACGGAUGGGAUGAAAAGCUACUUCGACGAUCUAGAACUGCAUGAAGUUGACGGGACACACUGGGUGCUAUGGGAUGCAAGGGACAAGGUUAAUGAGCUGCUCACCAAGUUUCUGUCAAGAUUCACAGGUCUGAGUUAG
Molecule: messenger RNA, 996 nt
Organism: Fusarium vanettenii 77-13-4
Lineage: Eukaryota; Fungi; Ascomycota; Sordariomycetes; Hypocreales; Nectriaceae
Exons: 1
Coding region: 1-996 (331 amino acids)
Molecular function (GO): hydrolase activity
Source: RefSeq, a predicted model, not a curated record